This is a messenger RNA of Anolis carolinensis (green anole), 754 nucleotides long. It is a transcript of the gene snrnp25, whose product is annotated as small nuclear ribonucleoprotein U11/U12 subunit 25. The record is from RefSeq and is a predicted model, not a curated record. Gene Ontology annotation, biological process: mRNA splicing, via spliceosome. The transcript is spliced from 5 exons. Bases 13 to 468 code for a protein of 151 amino acids. Gene Ontology annotation, molecular function: protein binding. Gene Ontology annotation, cellular component: U12-type spliceosomal complex. NCBI's taxonomy places the organism in Eukaryota, Metazoa, Chordata, Lepidosauria, Squamata, Anolidae.
ACCGGAAGUACGAUGGAGGAAGAGGAGGAGGAGGAGGUGGAAGAAGAGGAGGCGCACGCGGAAGUGCUGGAGUUCUGGCAGGAAGGCCUAGCCCGCCUCGUGCGGGAUCCGCUGCUCUGCGACCUCCCUGCGCAGGUAACUCCGGAGGAGAUCAGCUCGCAAGUGGCGCUGGAGUACGGCCAGGCCAUGACAGUGCGUGUGCGCAGAGCCGAUGCCCCCGAGGCUCCGUUGCCGGUGGUGGUGGUGCAGAAUGCCAGUGUCCUGGAUCUGAAGAGGGCCCUCCGGCGGUUCGUGCAGCUGCGGCAGGAGCGCGAAGGGGGCAUCCAGCACAUCAGCUGGAGGUACCUGUGGCGCACCUACUGCCUGACCUUCGGCGGAGAGAAACUGACCGACGACCGGAAGAAGCUGAGAGAGUACGGCAUCCGCAACCGGGAUGAAGUCACCUUCGUGAAAAAGAUCCGGAAGUGAGUGAGUCCACAGGCAAGCCUCCUCGGGGCCUUGAAGGGAGAGAGGCCUUUUUGGGAAGGGCAGGAGUGGCAGAGGGGCCCCGAAGCUUCCUUGAAGCCCACAUAUCAACUGGGGGGGCAGAGGCGCCUUCCUGCCUUCCUCCCUUCGGAGGGCAGGGCCAGGUUCCUCUUCUUGGGCUGGGAGCACAGCCGGACCACAAGGCCUUCUGGACCAGUGCUGGCCAGAGAAUGAGUGCAAGGACUUUAGCAUCAUCUGCUGGAUUUGCAAUAAAGCUUGAGUAAUAACU